AUGGUUUCCGAGUUUACAGUAAUGCUUGGUCUGAUUUAUUUGGGUCGGAUCCCUGAUAUUCUAGGUCUGCGGUUUGAUGUUGUGGAUUGUGUACCUGUCACCUGUGGAUUUGCUGGGUGGUAUAUUUGUGGAUUUGGUAAUGGAGAUGAGGAUGAAGAAGAUGAGUGGGUGUUUGAUCUUUGGAAUUUGUAUUGGAUCGCUGGAGAUAGUAGAGCCGGGAGAGUGAGGAGUGAGGAGGAUGGUGUUGAUGGUGAUGGUGGUGUUGCUGUGAGGAAAAAUCCGGCUGUGAAAUUACAUGAUUUUCUAAAUGGGUUGUGGAGGGGUAGGGAUUUGACUAUGGAGGGAGGUGUGGGGGAAUCUUUGCGGACUGAGCGGGCUUUGGAUGCGAGUCCGAAGAUGAGGGGGCUGGACGCUGUGAGGGGGAAGUGGAUGGGAAAAUGGGUGGAGUUUGUGGGAGAGGGGGGAGGGAGACGGAAGAGAAGAGGGCAGUCACGGUAUGAAUUUGAUAGGAAAGAACAGGGACAAGAAUUUACUGAGGCGUAUCUGAUGAUAAUUACGUCGAUUGUUGAAAAACUGGAGAUUCCAUGUCAAAUAACACACUAUGCGGUAUCGAUUGUUUUGCCUGCAGAUUUUCAUUUUGGUAGAAGUUAUAUAUACGAGAAUAACCUUCCAAGUAGUUUAAUAUACAAUACUGCAUCUACAAGUGGAUGGUGA
Messenger RNA from Botrytis fragariae, 714 nucleotides. Its product is annotated as putative ochratoxin a non-ribosomal peptide synthetase protein. The transcript is spliced from 3 exons. The coding region runs from base 1 to 714 and encodes 237 amino acids. The record is from RefSeq and is a predicted model, not a curated record. NCBI's taxonomy places the organism in Eukaryota, Fungi, Ascomycota, Leotiomycetes, Helotiales, Sclerotiniaceae.